AUUUAAACAUGCCAGGUAAGGUGGAGAACACCUUAAUCCUCAUAGCAGCAGGAGAAUUUUCACUGGGGAUCUUAGGGAAUGUGUUCAUUGGAUUGGUAAACUUUGUGGACUGGAUCAAGCAUAGGAAGAUCGCCUCCAUUGAUUUAAUUCUCACAAGUCUGGCCAUAUCCAGAAUUUCUCUAUUGUGUAUAAUACUAUUAGACUGUUUUAUACUGGUUCAGUAUCCAGACGUCUAUACUGCUGGUAAACAAAUGAGAAUCAUUGACUGCUUCUGGACACUAACCAACCAUUUAAGUGUCUGGUUUGCCACCUGCCUGAGCAUCUUCUAUUUCCUCAAGAUAGCUAAUUUCUUCCAUCCCCUUUUCCUCUGGAUGAAGCUGAGAAUUGACAAUGUGAUUCCUAAGAUCCUGCUGGGGUGCUUGGCCCUCUCUGUGUUUUUUAGCCUUCCUGUCUCUGGGAAUUGGAAUGAUGAUUUCAGGUUUUGUGUCAAGGCAAAGUUGAAAACAAACUUAACUUUGAGAUGCAAAAUAAAUAAAGCACAAUAUGCUUCCACCAAGAUAUAUCUCAACCUGCUAACACUAGUCCCCUUUUCUGUGUCCCUGAUCUCGUUUCUCCUCUUGAUUCUCUCCCUGUGGAGACACACCCGACGAAUGCAGCUCAAUGCCACAGGGUCCAGAGACCCCAGCAUAGAAGCCCACGUGGGAGCCAUGAAGGCGGUCAUCUCCUUCCUCCUCCUUUUCAUUGCCUACUACUUGGCCUAUCUUGUAGCCACCUCCAGCUACUUUCUACCGGAGACUGAAUUAGCUGUGAUGGUUGGUGAGGUGACAGCUCUAAUCUGUCCCUCAAGCCAUUCACUUAUCCUAAUUCUGGAGAACAGUAAAUUAAGAAAAGCAUUUCUAAGGGUUCUAUGGAAAGUAAAGUAUGUCCCAACAAGGAGUUGCUAA
Molecule: messenger RNA, 944 nt
Organism: Vicugna pacos (alpaca)
Lineage: Eukaryota; Metazoa; Chordata; Mammalia; Artiodactyla; Camelidae
Product: taste receptor type 2 member 7-like
Biological process (GO): G protein-coupled receptor signaling pathway; sensory perception of taste; detection of chemical stimulus involved in sensory perception of bitter taste
Cellular component (GO): membrane
Molecular function (GO): bitter taste receptor activity; G protein-coupled receptor activity
Source: RefSeq, a predicted model, not a curated record